CGGGAGCAGACGACCGACAUUGCAGUGCUAGCACCGGUACCAUGCGAUUUUCGACGGCGAUUAUCCUCCUGAGCCUUCUGGCUCUGGGACUCUGCGAGGAGGCCAAGAAGGAGGCCUCGGCAACCGCGCAACAGGAGUCGAAGGCCGAUGAGUCGAAGGUCGAGAAGCGGCAGGAGAAGCGCGGCCUCUGGGGCCAGGAGGGCGACUUCGGCCACAGCUGGGGCGGCAGCCACGGUUUUGGCGCCGGCAGCCACAGCUGGGGCGGCGGCGGCGGCGGCCACGAGGAGCUCGGCGCCAGCGAGCACUACGAGCACCACGGCCACCAGCAGGAGCACGGCCACGGGCACGAGCACGAGCACGCCAAGAUCAAGCAGAUCACGAUCGAGAAGACGGUGAAGGUGCCCUACCCCGUGGAGAAGGAGGUGCCCUACCCGGUCGAGAAGAAGGUGCCCUACCCCGUGAAGGUCCACGUGCCCCACCCGUACCCCGUGGAGAAGAAGAUCCCCGUCCCGGUGAAGGUCCCGGUGAAGGUGCCCGUCCACAUCCCGGCGCCGUACCCCGUGGAGAAGAAGGUCUACUACCCGGUGCACGUGCCGGUCGAGCGGCCCGUGCCGCACAAGGUCUACGUGCCGGCGCCGUACCCCGUGGAGAAGAAGGUCCACUACCCCGUGAAGGUGCCAGUGCCGCAGCCUUACCCCGUGGUCAAGCACAUCCCGUACCCGGUGAAGGUGCCGGUCCACGUGGCCCACCCGUACCCCGUGAUCAAGAAGGUGCCGGUAGCCGUUAAGGUGCCGGUCGAGAAGCCGGUGCCCUACCCGGUGGAGAAGCCCUACCCCGUGCCGGUCGAGAAGAAGGUCCCCUACCCCGUGGAGAAGCUCGUGCACUACCCGGUUAAGGUGCACGUCGACAAGCCGAGGCCCUACCCGGUCGAGAAGCACGUGCCGUACCCGGUGAAGGUGCCGGUCCCGGCGCCCUACCCCGUCGAGAAGAAGGUGCCCUACACCGUGGAGAAGGAGGUGCCGUACCCGGUGAAGGUGCCGGUCGACAACCCCAUCAAGAUCGAGGUCGAGAAGAAGGUGCCCUACACCGUGCACAAGCCCGUGCCGUACCCGGUCAAGGUGCCGUACCCGGUGCAUAUCCACCACCAGGAGGAGCAGCACGGACAGGAGGAGCAGCACGGACAGGAGGAGUACCAGCACGGACAGGAGGAGUACCAGCACGGCGCCGGUGACUCCGGACACGGCGGCUGGGAGGCCGAGUCCAGCUACGGCAGCGGCGGCGACUGGGAGGGCGACCGGCGCUGAUCCGACCUAGCACAGUCCCUAUUCCCCCUGUACGAUACGCCUCCGCGGUUUGGGAGGGCCGACGAGCGCGGGCGGUCGACUCGGCGGCGCAGUAGGCAAUUAACAUAGACGGAGAGCCGCGCGCGCCCCGCCCCGCGUCAUCACGAUUCUCUGUAUAUUAUUUCAAUUUUUUUUACUUUUUUAUACGAAUUCAUGACAUGACCCGAGCUAUCGACUCGGCAACCGCAUAGCUAGCUCUACGCUGAUUCGCGAGAGGACGAUUGACGAGAAGCUGUAUACGCGACUGGAGCUGCAUUUGGACUAUGUGAUAAUUGUGAUAAAUAAAAAUCUAUUGACAUUGUAACGCACCAGGAAAUUCGACCGAUUUGGUAUUAUCGAGUAUUACUGUUACCUUAUUACUGUCUCCUCGUCGUAUACGCAUCGAACAAUGUACGAUGGCCCACAAGCUGGAGCCUAUACCUUCUUAUUUUUCUAAUAAAACGGAUAAGACCAAAGAAAAACAAAA
This is a messenger RNA of Nasonia vitripennis (jewel wasp), 1809 nucleotides long. RefSeq names its product cuticular protein LCP family member 3 (gene CPLCP3). The coding region runs from base 42 to 1304 and encodes 420 amino acids. The record is from RefSeq and is marked validated. The transcript is spliced from 2 exons. Lineage: Eukaryota; Metazoa; Arthropoda; Insecta; Hymenoptera; Pteromalidae.